GCGUUCAAAUUUUUUAGUAUAAAAGAUGCUUCUAGUGGCAGAUCAAAUCAUUCGAACACAUUCGUUCAAGUGAAGUGGUACGGAACUAUCAAAUAUUACAAAAAUGAAAUUCUUCUUGGCUUUGGCUUUCAUUGCUGCCGUCAGCGCUGACGUGUCACAUUUGCAAGGUGGAUCAACUGGUUACAAUUAUCCACAACCAUCACCAUCAUUCAAUGCAGCUCCAGCACCAGCACCAGCACCAGCUCCACAAUAUGUUCCACCACAACCAGCACCAGCACCACAACCACAACAAUCAUACUUGCCACCACAAAGCGCUCCAGCACCACAACCACAUUAUGCCCCAGCUCCUGCUGCCCCAGCUCCAGACAUUUAUUCCUCAAUUUUUGUUCCUCAAAUAGCACCAGUCGCAUCAGCACCAGCACCAGUUCAACGAGCUCCAGCUCCAGCUCCAGCUCCAGCUCCCCAACAAAGCUACUUGCCACCACAAAGCGCACCAGCCGCCCCUCAACCACAACCACACUAUGCUCCAACACCAGUUGCCCCAGCACCACAAUAUGUUCCACCACAACCUGCACCAGCACCAGCACCUAAACCACAACCACAACAGACAUACUUGCCACCAGCUCCAGUAGCACCAGCUCCAGCUGCCCCUGCUCCAGUUUACUCAGCACCAGCUCAACAACAAUCGUACUCAGCACCAGCACCAGCUCCACAACAAUCGUACUCAGCACCAGCCCCAGCUCCACAAUACUCAGCCCCUGCUCCAGCUCCACAACAAUCAUACUCAGCACCAGCCCCAGCUCCACAACAAUCGUACGCAGCACCAGCACCAGCCCCAGCUCCACAAUACUCAGCCCCAGCCCCAGCUCCACAAUACUCAGCCCCAGCCCCUGCUCCACAAUACUCAGCCCCAGCCUCACAACAAUCAUACUCAGCACCAGCUGCUGCCCCUGCUGCCGCUUCCUUCUCCGAAUCAGAAGGUUACAAAUUCUUCUUGGCUUUGGCUUUCAUUGCUGCCGUCAGCGCUGACGUGUCACAUUUGGGAGGCGGUGGAUACAACUAUCCACAACCGGCACCACACCAUGCAGCUCCUGCUCCAGCUCCACAAUACGUUCCACCACCACCACAACCCCAACAAAGCUACUUGCCACCAAGCGCUCCAGCACCACAGCCAUAUCAUGCUCCAGCACCUGUUGCUCCAGCACCACAAUAUGUUCCACCACCACCACAACCCCAACAAAGCUACUUGCCACCAGCCGCAGCUCCACAACAAUCGUACUCAGCCCCAGCUCCUGCUCCUCAUUACUCAGCCCCUGCACCUGCUCCUCAUUACUCAGCCCCUGCUCCUCAAUACUCAGCCCCUGCUCCUCAAUACUCAGCCCCAGCCCCUGCUCCACAAUACUCAGCCCCAGCCCCACAACAAUCAUACUCAGCACCAGCUGCCGCUUCUUUCUCCGAAUCAAGCGGUUACGAUUACAACGUACCACACUAAAUGUUAUGUCCAAACCAUUAGAGCGAACAUAUCUGCAUCUCAAAUGGCCAAUCCUGAAUAUCAUAUAAAUCUAAAAAUUGAAUCGAAAUAAAAAGCAAAUUAAAAAAAACUUA
Molecule: messenger RNA, 1605 nt
Organism: Contarinia nasturtii (swede midge)
Lineage: Eukaryota; Metazoa; Arthropoda; Insecta; Diptera; Cecidomyiidae
Product: extensin-like
Exons: 17
Coding region: 104-1492 (462 amino acids)
Source: RefSeq, a predicted model, not a curated record